This is a messenger RNA of Mus caroli (Ryukyu mouse), 604 nucleotides long. RefSeq names its product arginine vasopressin (gene Avp). Gene Ontology annotation, molecular function: V1A vasopressin receptor binding; neurohypophyseal hormone activity. Gene Ontology annotation, cellular component: secretory granule; extracellular region. Lineage: Eukaryota; Metazoa; Chordata; Mammalia; Rodentia; Muridae. The record is from RefSeq and is a predicted model, not a curated record.
CGCCAAGGCAGCAGAGCCGAGCUGCACACAGUGCCCACCUAUGCUCGCCAGGAUGCUCAAUACUACGCUCUCCGCUUGCUUCCUGAGCCUGCUGGCCUUCUCCUCCGCCUGCUACUUCCAGAACUGCCCAAGAGGUGGCAAGAGGGCCAUCUCUGACAUGGAGCUAAGACAGUGUCUCCCCUGCGGCCCGGGCGGCAAAGGACGCUGCUUCGGACCGAGCAUCUGCUGCGCGGAUGAGCUGGGCUGCUUCGUGGGCACCGCCGAGGCGCUGCGCUGCCAGGAGGAGAACUACCUGCCCUCGCCCUGCCAGUCCGGCCAGAAGCCCUGCGGGAGCGAAGGCCGCUGCGCCGCCGCUGGCAUCUGCUGCAGCGACGAGAGCUGCGUGGCGGAGCCCGAGUGCCGCGACGGUUUUUUCCGCCUCACCCGCGCUCGGGAGCCAAGCAACGCCACACAGCUGGACGGCCCUGCUCGGGCGCUGCUGCUAAGGCUGGUACAGCUGGCUGGGACACGGGAGUCCGUGGAUUCUGCCAAGCCCCGGGUCUACUGAGCCAUCACCCCCACGCCUCGCCCCUACAGCAUGGAAAAUAAACUUUUAAAAACUGCA